AUGAGUUCGAAGGAUCAGAACGGUUGUGGAAUGAUUCUCUAUGAACCGUCCAACGAACAGAGCGAUUCGAUGAUCGUUUUGCUUCACGGAGGACCGCACAAUUGCUUUGCAGCCUGCUACACGCCCGAUAUUUUGUUUUAUGUGCAUCAGAAAUACACCGUUUUGGUUCCAAACUACCACGGAUCGUUCGGGGCGGGCGACGCUUUUCUGCACAGUUUGUGCGGACACAUAGGAGAUAUUGAAAUCCGUGAUGUUCUGGAUAGUAUCGAGACGGCGCUGAGAGCGAGGCCAAGCCUUUCUCCUGACUCUCUUUAUUUGAUGGGAAGUAGUUAUGGAGGUUUUAUCGGAAUGAAACUUUUACAAACGAGACCGACCUUGUUCCGAUAUGCGAUUCUGCGGAAUGGAGUUUUUGACACCGUAACGAUGUUGACUGCAUCCGACAUGUCUUCAUGGAUGCUGGUCCUCGCAGGGAUCAUUCCUUCGCGAGGGGAGCCAACAGAGAAAACACGAAUGGUCCUGAGAGGACAAUAUGUUUAUUCACUCGAGGAUUUGCAGAGAAUCUAUGCAGUGAAUCCGAUUAGGGAGAUGGAGAAGGUGGAGACUCCGAUCUGCUUUAUUUUGGGAGGAAAGGACUGUCGCGUUGUAAAUCAGCAAACGUUCGAGGCUUAUCGCUUGCUAAGGAGUUAUGGAAGAGAUGUCGAGUCGAGUCUUGGAUGGUAA
Blastocystis hominis is the source of this 720-nucleotide messenger RNA. RefSeq lists its product as hypothetical. The coding region runs from base 1 to 720 and encodes 239 amino acids. The record is from RefSeq and is a predicted model, not a curated record. Gene Ontology annotation, biological process: proteolysis. NCBI's taxonomy places the organism in Eukaryota, Bigyra, Opalinata, Blastocystidae. The transcript has 2 exons. Gene Ontology annotation, molecular function: serine-type endopeptidase activity.